This is a messenger RNA of Penicillium subrubescens, 963 nucleotides long. Its product is annotated as glucosamine-6-phosphate deaminase. Gene Ontology annotation, cellular component: cytoplasm. The record is from RefSeq and is a predicted model, not a curated record. Gene Ontology annotation, molecular function: glucosamine-6-phosphate deaminase activity; identical protein binding. Gene Ontology annotation, biological process: D-glucosamine catabolic process; carbohydrate metabolic process; N-acetylglucosamine catabolic process. Lineage: Eukaryota; Fungi; Ascomycota; Eurotiomycetes; Eurotiales; Aspergillaceae. The transcript has 3 exons. Bases 1 to 963 code for a protein of 320 amino acids.
AUGCGUUUGAUUAUUCGAGAACGUCCAGAGCAGGUGGCACAGUAUAUCGCCGCGUAUAUUGUCAAACGAAUCAACACCUUUGCCCCAACGACAGAACGACCAUUCGUCCUCGGACUACCAACAGGCAGCAGCCCUCUACCCAUCUACAAAGCACUAAUUGCCGCAUACUCUCGCGGCGAGAUCUCAUUCCAACAUGUCGUAACCUUCAACAUGGACGAGUACGUCGGUCUACCUCGCGACCAUCCCGAAUCCUACCACUCAUUCAUGUACACCAAUUUCUUCAAACACAUCGACAUCGACGUAAAAAACGUCAAUAUCCUCAACGGGAAUGCCGCAAGUUUAACAGAGGAGUGUCUUGCCUACGAGUCUAAAAUCAAAGCCCUGGGUGGAAUUGAACUAUUCCUAGGCGGCGUGGGCAGUGAUGGCCACAUUGCUUUCAACGAGCCUGGAUCUAGCCUGGCUAGUCGGACUCGAAUCAAGUCCCUCGCUCAUGAGACUAUCAUCGCUAAUGCGCGGUUCUUCAAUGGUGAUGUUGACGCUGUGCCUCGUAUGGCGUUGACAGUUGGAGUACAGACCAUCAUGGAUGCUAGAGAGGUGGUUAUAAUCGCAACUGGAACUGGCAAAGCGCUUGCGAUUCAGCAGGCUGUUGAAGGUGGUGUCAGCCACUGGUGUACAUUAUCUGCUUUGCAGCUACACCCAUCCAGUAUGGUGGUUGUUGAUGAAGAUGCUACGAUGGAGUUGAAAGUGAAAACGGUCAGAUACUUCACGGGUGUGGAACGUACUAUCCUCCAGAAAGGGAUGAGCAUUGAGACUCAGCCAACACUUACGUUGGCCACGUCGAACGAUACAGCAUGGAGAGAGCCGGAAGAUGGAGAACUGACGCCAGACAGUAUGUCCUCACGCAUUGGACAACUGAAACCGUUGACUGUGAGAUCUGUCACUAUGCCAUUUUCACCAGUCUGA